AUGCCGCCUCCGCAACCCGCGUCGAAUAUCAGGGCGUUUGUCCACUGGAAGGAACCGACUGUGUACGCUGGAGAAGAGAUCGAAUGCAUCAUUACAUUCAGGAAUAUCGCGAGGCCUCCAGGUGAGAGAGAGGAGGAGGAACUUCCCACGCCUAAUGGAGGUGUACAUACCAGAAGAUCCUCCAUCGCGCAGCCGUCUGCGCCGCACAGCAGAAAGAGCUCUGUCGCGCAAGUCAGACCGCCGCCGCUAUCGAGGCAGCAUUCGGUUGCCAGCACAAAAGGAGGCCAACCGAUUCGAGGCCAUCGCCCUACCCUGUCGUUGAACGUGGUCAGCUCGUCUCCAAGAGGUGGCAUUCAGACGGCUCCAUUGCAGCAGAAUGCACCUCCAAACAGUGCCAGGCCGGGCAAGGGCCAUGCAAGAUCAUUAUCCAUCAUGUCUUUGGGAAGCGAGCCGGCGAGUGACGGCAGGACACCAACAGCUGGGCAGGCGAUGGGAAAGAGGCCGACGAAGAUGCACGCUCGUAGCGCGAGUCUGCAACACACCCCCAAGCUGAUGGGACAAUCUCCAGCAGGCUUGAGUCUGCCAUCCCCGAGACAACCAUCGCCGCUUUAUGAGACUACGAGUCCAUCGGGUCUGCCAGAAGGACAACCGAAUUCCCUGAGACCCGCACGGCGGAGGCCAGGGACUGUGUCUGCCGAUAAUACACCACAGCUGGGAAGACAACCCAGUUUGAAGAAGAAGCCAGGUCACGAUGGACACCAUAAUAGUCUCAACAACUUCAAAUUUCCUCCCGAUCCCACGGACAAGCAGGCCACAGCCACCUCGCAACCUGGGCCGAAGCCUGUGCGGACUCCUUCAACAAUGCACUCAGGACAGAAGCGGUCAUAUUCUCCUCGACCUCCAGAAGGAUGGUCGAAUAAUCUCAAUCCUAUUUCCCGAGUAAUGUCUGAAACCUCACAAGAUGGUACCCCGCGGACGAGCAGCGAAUUCUACUCCAUGAGCAAUCAUAGCGAUGAGACUUUGACUUCAGAGAUCCCUCUGCAUCAGCAAUUUGGGCGACUUCUACCCAAGAUGCCACAUUCGAGGCACCCAUCACGUUCACCCCACAAUCGACCGGCUGAACCAGAGACGCUGAUGAUGGCUUACGCACAAACCAUGGGGUACUUCACCCUGGAUGGCGGCCUUGUCAAUGCCGCACCCUUUGAGGAGGUCAAACGCAAAGGCGUGCAAGGAGGUGGAGGUGUCGUGGGUGUUGAACGAUCGAAAAGGUCAUCUGGACUAUUUGGUGCCUUGAGUUGGGGCAACAUUGGUGAAUCCCUGGGUGGCCUACUCGGAGGGGACGAGAUGAGCUCCAUGGCUCAGAUGAAGGCGAGUGCUGGCUCGAAGACCAUACCGCUUUUAUCAACACCUCAAACAUUACUCUUCGUCGACCUGAGACUUGCUCCAGGGGAGAGCAAGAGCUACAGCUAUCGAUUCUCCCUUCCUCGCGGACUACCCCCUAGCCAUCGAGGGAGAGCGAUGAAGGUGUCCUAUCAGCUUUCUCUAGGGGUGCAGCGACCCGAAGGACAGGUCGUGAAGCGCGUGGAGGCUCCUUUCCGAGUCCUUGGAAGUUACGACUCUCGAGGCGAUACACUUGGUCACGAUUUAAUGUCCCCUUACGUUUUACUACAGGAUGCCGCUCGCACGGCUGUCAUAUCACCCGACCCAGUCAGUCCGAACCGCGCCCCUAAAUUUCAGAGCAAACAAGAUGCAAAGAAAAAGACGACGCCGAAACAAGGUCUCGAAGACUUUUUACGCUACACCGAAAGACUACUGGAAUCACCAAAGGAUGCCAACGGCGUUCUCCUCUCGCCUAUAUCACCUACAUCCCCAGUCUCUGCACAACCUGUCCUCUCGAGGCAAGGCAGUAUAAUCGAUCAACCGCCCGCGAACACACGGGAAGCCAUCGACUUUGCGAUUCUCCGGUCUAAUCAAGCCAGUGGUGGUGGGAAAAAGGCGGAGUCACAAAGCGCGAAUCGCUUCAAUAUUGCUCGCUCGGGACAGCCAGUCGCGGUUCUGACCGUACUCAGACCGGCGUUCAGACUUGGUGAGGCCGUGAUAGGCACGAUUGACCUGACUGCUCCUGCACCAGUCCCUGGAACCUCAUCACCUGCACCUACAUACUCUGUGCUGGUCGAGUUGGAAUCUGCCGAGCACGUGGACCCUUCGCUCGCACUUCGAAGCAGCCACUCCAUCAACCGCGUGACAAGGAAGGUAUACGCCUCGGUGAGAGACAACGCUCUCUUCGCGCGGCAGAUCAGCUUCAACCUCGCCAUACCCUCCAACGCCGCCCCGUCUUUCGAGACAACAGGCAUAAGCUUGGCAUGGCGUCUGAAAGUCGAAUUCAUGACCCAACGAGCCGUCCGAGGACUCGGCAUUGAAAGCAACGGCCAAGGUGAUGAGCUGUUGGAAGAGCUCGCUUCGGAUGAGAGAGGGACGACGCUUAUUGCGAAGGAGAGGCUGCCGGCUGAUACGUUUGAGAUUGCGGUGCCGUUGAAGGUGUAUGGGGCUGUUGGGCUGGAUGUUGUGGGCGCGGAGAGCGAGUCGCUACUUGUAUAG
Molecule: messenger RNA, 2598 nt
Organism: Zasmidium cellare ATCC 36951
Lineage: Eukaryota; Fungi; Ascomycota; Dothideomycetes; Mycosphaerellales; Mycosphaerellaceae
Exons: 1
Coding region: 1-2598 (865 amino acids)
Biological process (GO): retrograde transport, endosome to Golgi
Cellular component (GO): Ric1-Rgp1 guanyl-nucleotide exchange factor complex; Golgi membrane
Source: RefSeq, a predicted model, not a curated record